Molecule: messenger RNA, 1581 nt
Organism: Fraxinus pennsylvanica
Lineage: Eukaryota; Viridiplantae; Streptophyta; Magnoliopsida; Lamiales; Oleaceae
Source: the annotation of a GenBank genome assembly
AUGGAGGCCGAGCUACCUGUGGAGCCGCAAUCGCUGAAGAAGCUGAGCUUCAAAUCCCUAAAACGCGCUCUCGAUCUCUUCUCACCUCUUCAUGGUCACUUUCCUCCACCGGAUCCUGAAAGCAAGAAGAUUCGGAUGAGCCAUAAGCUCAAUACUGAGUAUGGGGGAGUAAAAGAUACUGCAACUUCUAAUGCCAAGGCAGCUGCACAAAGUAAAGCGCAGCAGGCUUCUGCUCCCUCCAAUGCCCUUGCACUCCCAGGCCCUGAAAGUUCAACGGAUCCACAGAAGGGAGUCUCCAAUAAGGAUAUAGUGGUUGGUCCUACUAUUCAGCCAAGUGGCUCGACUGACAAUGGUUUUCCAGGCAGAACCACAGUAGUUCCAACUCGGGGCUCAUCUGAAAGGAAUUUUUCAACAUCAGCAAUUAUGGAGAGAAUCCCAAGCAAGUGGCCUCGCCCCGUAUGGCAUGCUCCAUGGAAAAAUUACAGGAUAUGGGAUUUAGCAAGUGGGCGCCUUAAACUCACUCUUACUGGACAUAUCGAACAAAUAAGAGGCCUGGCUGUUAGCAGCAAGCAUACAUACAUGUUCUCUGCUGGUGACGACAAACAAGUUAAAUGUUGGGACCUGGAGCAGAAUAAGGUCAUUCGGUCUUAUCAUGGUCAUCUGAGUGGUGUUUAUUGUUUGGCUGUUCAUCCAACCAUUGACAUUUUGCUCACAGGCGGUCGAGAUUCUGUGUGCAGAGUUUGGGAUAUUCGCAGCAAAAUGCAAAUUCAUGCACUUUCGGGGCAUGAUAACACUGUUUGUUCAGUUUUCACCCGACCUACGGAUCCACAAGUCAUAACAGGUUCUCAUGAUACAACUAUAAAGUUCUGGGACCUUAGAUAUGGUAAAACAAUGGCAACUCUGACACACCAUAAAAAAUCCGUACGGGCAAUGGCUCAGCAUCCCAAGGAAGAUUGUUUUGCAUCUGCUUCUGCUGAGAAUAUAAAAAAGUUUAGCCUUCCUAGAGGAGAAUUUAUGCACAACAUGCUCUCUCAACAGAAAACAAUCAUUAAUGCAAUGGCAGUCAAUGAAGAUGGUGUAUUGGCCACAGGAGGUGAUAAUGGAAGCAUGUGGUUCUGGGACUGGAGGAGUGGUCACAAUUUCCAACAAGAUCAAACAAUUGUUCAGCCCGGGUCACUUGAUAGUGAAGCUGGUAUCUAUGCUAUGACCUAUGACGUAACGGGUUCUCGACUUAUUACUUGUGAGGCAGACAAGACUAUCAAGAUGUGGAAAGAGGAUGAAACGGCAACUCCAGAAACUCAUCCUGUACAUUUCAAACCGCCCAAAGAUAUGCGGCGUUCGGCCGACAGCGCAUUCCGGGUGGGAUUCAAAUUCCCAAACAUGGGAAAAAGUACGGAGGAUGAAGAUAUGGCAUUAGGAGGUCACAUGAGCAGUGCUCAUGUCAGAGAAUUCUCUAUCAAGAAGCUGAAAUCCAAGACGAUGAGUAUUCCUUCACUUAUUCUUGAUGGUGAUCAGAUUGAAUCAGAUUCUGUAGUGGCUUCUUCUGAGUUCAGAGAAAACUUUAGUAGUCAAUGGAGAUAA